Molecule: messenger RNA, 2996 nt
Organism: Cuscuta epithymum
Lineage: Eukaryota; Viridiplantae; Streptophyta; Magnoliopsida; Solanales; Convolvulaceae
Source: the annotation of a GenBank genome assembly
CCGGUUACAACUUACAAUAUUAUUACUCUGACUUUAGGAUCCCCGGGCCUGAUGCCUUUUUAUUUACUGAUCUGACUCGUCUCCUUUGCUGUUGAAAGAAAGAGUCGCUGAGCUGAAGCGUUGGUUUAGAGAAAAAGGUGACAGGAGAAAAUGGCUGCUUUAGUAGAAUCGACCCAAUCUCAGUUCAUGACCGGCACCGGUAAUCGGAGCCUCCCCAGUGAGCCACUCAUUGAAUACGACCAGAUUGUCGUUGCUGAUGUCAGUCUCUCUUUCUCUCACCCAUGACAACAUACAGUGCUCUAUCGUGUUUCUUGGGGAAAAAAUCACGUCUUGAAGAGUAUUGUCGUGUUCCUCUUCGUAAAAAUGAUAAUCUAUGAAGGAUAGGCUUUAUGGUUCAUCCCAUUCCAUCUUGAUUGAAAUAUGCUUCCAAGGGCAUCCAGAAGUCUGGGUUUGACAAGUAGUAAUUAUUUGUUCAAGUAUAGCCCUAGCCUAAGAAAACUUCUAGUUCGUGUCUAUUGGCCUCAUAGGUUAAAUUAUUAAACAUUGUUUAAUCAAACCAAGUAAAUGUAAAACAUCAAGUUCAUUGGCUUUACUGUUCUUCCAUCACUCUAACCGAAAGAAGCAAUUCUUUUUUGCAUUAUAUUUUACAUGUUUAGACGGUUCUCAUCCAUCCACCUAAAAUAUGCCACGGUUUAGUAAAAUGAAAUUGGCUGAGAGGACGAUUCGUAUUUAUCCACAUAAAAAGAAGAUGCUUGCAAAAGAGUCGCUUAGAGUUUAUGUGUCUGUGACUCGGUGCUAUGAUGCUAUCAUUUUCCUUUCAUUCAAUGGGAAUACAAAUAAAGAAAACGGAACAUAUUCUGAUAUUAAAUUAGUGGAAUUGCCUCUGUUUCUUCUUCUUCUUCUUUUGGUGGGUUCCCUUUUGUUUGUCUGUUAUCUACUGACCACUCUUUUCUUGGUCUUGACAUGAGAAUACUUUUUACACCUGGACUCUGUCUAUUCUUUCUUUGUGUUAAAGAUUUUCAUGGACCUGAUGAACUCGAUGUCUGAUCAUGUUCUUCUGUUUGUAAUUCAUAUAACGGGUAUCAGGUAGGGCCCAUUUGGGGAUAGUACUAUUCUCAUUUAAAAAUCAUUUCUAGUUAUCUUUCAGUAUGUUUAGUGUCAGGAGUGAACCUUUUUUCUAGUCGUAUGUGUUUGUUAAAUUUUAUGGUGCAUGCUGCGAAGAUAACUGAACAUGAUAUGAAUAUCACUAAGACGAGCUGGAAAAACUUCUUUGCAUAUUUGGGUCCAGGCUUCCUUGUUUGUAUAGCUUACAUUGACCCAGGAAACUUUCAAACAGACCUACAGGCCGGGGCCCAAUACAAAUAUGGGUUACUGUGGAUCAUACUAUUGGCAUCAUUUGCAGCCCUUCUAAUCCAAUCACUUGCAGCAAACCUCGGAGUUGUCACAGGGAAGCAUUUAGCAGAGCACUGUAGAAAGGAAUACCACAAGGUGCCAAAUUUCCUCCUAUGGGUUCUUGCCGAAGUUGCCAUUGUUGCAUGUGACAUUCCUGAAGUGAUUGGAACGGCAUUUGCUUUGAACAUGCUCUUCAAAAUACCUCUGUGGUGUGGUGUACUUAUCACAGGAUUCAGCACAUUGGUUCUGCUGCUGCUACAACAAUAUGGGGUGAGGAAGCUUGAGAUAUUCAUAGCAUUCUUAGUGUUCACUAUCGUGGUGUGCUUUUGUGUGGAGCUUGGAUACGCAAAACCAGAAUCAUCUGAAGUUGUUGAAGGGCUGUUUGUUCCUCAACUCAAGGGAACCGGGGCUACCAAGCUUGCCAUUUCCCUUCUUGGUGCUAUGGUUAUGCCGCACAACCUCUUUCUCCAUUCCGCUCUCGUGCUUUCAAGAAAAAUCCCAAGAUCUACAAAUGGAAUUAAUGAGGCAUGCACAUGUUACAGGAUCGAGAGUGGCAUAGCCUUAAUAGUGGCGUUUAUUAUUAACAUUUGUGUCAUCUCGGUAAGCGGCGCAGUUUGCAAUUCCCCGGAUUUGAGCAAGGAGUAUCGGGACAGCUGCUCUGACCUGGACCUCAACAAAGCCUCUUUUUUACUGAAAAAUGUUUUAGGCAAUUGGAGUUCAAAGAUUUUUGCGAUUGCAUUACUAGCAUCGGGACAGAGCUCUACAAUAACGGGGACUUAUGCUGGACAAUAUGUUAUGCAGGGGUUUCUUGAUUUAAGGUUGAAGCCUUGGAUUAGGAACAUGCUUACUCGGGGCUUAGCCAUUGUUCCAAGUCUAGUAGUUUCAAUCAUUGGUGGCUCAGCUGGGGCGGGUGACUUGAUCAUUAUUGCAUCGAUGAUCUUAUCGUUUGAGCUCCCAUUUGCCCUCAUUCCAUUGCUCAAGUUCACCAGCAGCAACACCAAGAUGGGCUCACAUGCCAACUCCAAAGUUAUUUCUGCAAUCACUUGGGUAGUCGGGACGUUGAUCAUGGGAAUCAACAUCUAUUACCUAGGGGAGAAAUUAGUUACCACCCUCAAGACGAGCCAUUUUAAGGUCGCGAGCAAGCUGUUGUGCGGAGUCUUGGGCUUCUCAGCAUUACUGGUCUACUUGAGUAGCAUUGCGUACCUAGUCAUUAGGAAGAACAAGGAACGGACCAACCUUCUCGCGCUUACAAACGAGGCAGGCUACCCAGGGAGGAUAUUCUAAGCAUGCAAUUGCCUGAGAGGUGGAGUGGAGGCCUAAAUACCUAGUAGUAUAAGUGGGAUGAAAGGCCGGGUAUGAAGUAUAUAUAUAUGAUGAACAGAGCAAAAUGUGUGGAGUGAACUUAUAGGGCAGCCACUUUGCUCGUUCAAGUCUUAUUUUCCUUUCAAUACUCGGCUUUCAUUUUAGCAACAGAUGAUGACUUCAUAUGUUGGGACUUGGCAUGGGAGGAGUCAUAGUUGAAUAACCCGCGUUAGAGUUGAAUAACCCGCGUUGUACAUUAUUCCUCCCACAAUUGCAAUAUAAUACCCCACUUUUGAACGUUU